Molecule: messenger RNA, 7305 nt
Organism: Piliocolobus tephrosceles (Ugandan red Colobus)
Lineage: Eukaryota; Metazoa; Chordata; Mammalia; Primates; Cercopithecidae
Gene: EXOC5
Product: exocyst complex component 5
Exons: 18
Coding region: 361-2487 (708 amino acids)
Biological process (GO): Golgi to plasma membrane transport; exocytosis
Cellular component (GO): cytoplasm; exocyst
Source: RefSeq, a predicted model, not a curated record
AAGGAUCAAAGUUCCUCAUAUACCAUAGCGUCGAGCCUCUUUUCGGAUCGCCCGCCGCUCGUUUUCUUCGCUGGCCCCUCCCGACAACCUCCGGGGCGCGCGCAGUUCCACUUCCGGCGUAUGAGGCGGUGACAAUGGGAGCAGCGCGGGUGGCGCCGGGAGGCAGCUGACAGGCGUUUGCGGCUUCGCUUCAUGGCAGCUCUCCCGCCCCGCCUGGGAUCUGUGGGGAGUGGGGGAGCCCGCGGCGGCCCGGAGCCAGGGUUGGCGAGCCGAGCGGAGACCUGUGCGCCGCGCCUCUGAGGCGCAGCAUGUGAAGCGGAGACGGCAUCCAGUGCGGGGCGAGCCUCUCAGCCGGCCGGGAUGGCUACCACGGCCGAGCUCUUCGAGGAGCCUUUUGUGGCAGAUGAAUAUAUUGAACGUCUUGUAUGGAGAACCCCAGGAGGAGGCUCUAGAGGUGGACCUGAGGCUUUUGAUCCUAAAAGAUUAUUAGAAGAAUUUGUAAAUCAUAUUCAGGAACUCCAGAUAAUGGAUGAAAGGAUUCAAAGGAAAGUAGAGAAACUAGAGCAACAAUGUCAGAAAGAAGCGAAAGAAUUUGCCAAGAAGGUACAAGAGCUCCAGAAAAGCAAUCAGGUUGCCUUCCAACAUUUCCAAGAACUAGAUGAGCACAUUAGCUAUGUAGCAACUAAAGUCUGUCACCUUGGAGACCAGUUAGAGGGGGUAAACACACCCAGACAACGGGCAGUGGAGGCUCAGAAAUUGAUGAAAUACUUUAAUGAGUUUCUAGAUGGAGAAUUGAAAUCUGAUGUUUUUACGAAUUCUGAAAAGAUAAAGGAAGCAGCAGACAUCAUUCAGAAGUUGCACCUAAUUGCCCAAGAGUUACCUUUUGAUAGAUUUUCAGAAGUUAAAUCCAAAAUUGCAAGUAAAUACCAUGAUUUAGAAUGCCAGCUGAUUCAGGAGUUUACCAGUGCUCAAAGAAGAGGUGAAAUCUCCAGAAUGAGAGAAGUAGCAGCAGUUUUACUUCAUUUUAAGGGUUAUUCCCAUUGUGUUGAUGUUUAUAUAAAGCAGUGCCAGGAGGGUGCUUAUUUGAGAAAUGAUAUAUUUGAAGAUGCUGCAAUACUCUGUCAACGAGUGAACAAACAAGUUGGAGAUAUCUUCAGUAAUCCAGAAACAGUCCUGGCUAAACUUAUUCAAAAUGUAUUUGAAAUCAAACUACAGAGUUUUGUGAAAGAGCAAUUAGAAGAAUGUAGGAAGUCUGAUGCAGAGCAGUAUCUCAAAAAUCUCUAUGAUCUCUAUACAAGAACCACCAAUCUUUCCAGCAAGCUGAUGGAGUUUAAUUUAGGUACUGAUAAACAGACUUUCUUGUCUAAGCUUAUCAAAUCCAUUUUCAUUUCCUAUUUGGAGAACUAUAUUGAAGUGGAGACUGGAUAUUUGAAAAGCAGAAGUGCUAUGAUCCUGCAGCGCUAUUACGAUUCAAAAAACCAUCAAAAGAGAUCCAUUGGCACAGGAGGUAUUCAGGAUUUGAAGGAGCGAAUUAGACAACGUACCAACUUACCACUUGGGCCAAGUAUCGAUACUCAUGGGGAAACUUUUCUAUCCCAAGAAGUGGUGGUUAAUCUUUUACAAGAAACCAAACAAGCCUUUGAAAGAUGUCAUAGGCUCUCUGAUCCUUCCGACUUACCAAGGAAUGCCUUCAGAAUUUUUACCAUUCUUGUGGAAUUUUUAUGUAUUGAGCAUAUUGAUUAUGCUUUGGAAACAGGACUUGCUGGAAUUCCCUCUUCAGAUUCUAGGAAUGCAAAUCUUUAUUUUUUGGAUGUUGUACAACAGGCCAAUACUAUUUUUCAUCUUUUUGACAAACAGUUUAAUGAUCACCUUAUGCCACUAAUAAGCUCUUCUCCUAAGUUAUCUGAAUGCCUUCAGAAGAAAAAAGAAAUAAUUGAACAAAUGGAGAUGAAAUUGGAUACUGGCAUUGACAGGACAUUAAAUUGUAUGAUUGGACAGAUGAAGCAUAUUUUGGCUGCAGAACAAAAGAAAACAGAUUUUAAGCCAGAAGAUGAAAACAAUGUUUUGAUUCAAUAUACUAAUGCCUGUGUAAAAGUCUGUGCUUACGUAAGAAAACAAGUGGAGAAGAUUAAAAAUUCCAUGGAUGGGAAGAAUGUGGAUACAGUUUUGAUGGAACUUGGAGUACGUUUUCAUCGACUUAUCUAUGAGCAUCUUCAACAAUAUUCCUACAGUUGUAUGGGUGGCAUGUUGGCAAUUUGUGAUGUAGCUGAAUAUAGGAAGUGUGCCAAAGACUUCAAGAUUCCAAUGGUAUUACAUCUUUUUGAUACUCUGCAUGCUCUUUGCAAUCUUCUGGUAGUUGCCCCAGAUAAUUUAAAGCAAGUCUGCUCAGGAGAACAACUUGCUAAUCUGGACAAGAAUAUACUUCACUCCUUCGUACAACUUCGUGCUGAUUAUAGAUCUGCCCGCCUUGCUCGACACUUCAGCUGAGAUUGAAUUUACAAAGGAAUUCAAUGUCAAUUCCUUUACAGAGGAAUUUCUUGUACUUCAGCAGGCCUCGGUUGAUAGAAAGCACAGGAGAUACCUUAUGACACAGCCAACAUUUUGUGAAACAGUGACUGGAACAAAACAGCAGCCAUACUUACCUUUGAGGUUUUAUUUAAAGUUUGGAUACCACUAACUAUAUUUUGCUUUUUUCCCCGUAUGUUGAAUUUUAAUUCCAUUCUUGAAUGUAGAAAUUUCAGAUUCUUUAAAACUACAUGUCACUGUUUUCAUCCUAGAAAAUGUUGCUGUCAGAAGGCAAAGGAAAUGUUACCAGUGUUUUCGGUUCUUGUACUUUUAACAUACUCCAUUUAGAAAUUUUGCCAUUCUGUUUCCCAUUAAUAAUAGGCAAAAUACAGGAAAACUACAUUUAUUAUUCCUCAGUUUUUAAUGACCUUUUCAGCAUCAAUUGUUAAUCAGGUUAUUUUAGGUUUUCGUAAAUAAUUUUUUUGCCUCUUUCAAAAGGUUAACAAUUAAGUUUACUUUCUGUAGUUGGUUGAUUGGAUUUUUUUCUGAGGGACAACAUUAAUACUAGUCCAAAAAAUGUCAUAAACUGAACUAAAAUGAUGAAAUAUUUUAUGUAGACAUUAGAAGUGGAUCAGAAUACUGCUUUCUGGGUAAAACUUAAAAGUUUACUAUUUCUUAUUUGGUAAAUAGAUUUUAAGCCAAUUCUAGUAGGAAAUUGAUAAAACUACCUUAUUUUAUAUUUCACUUAAGGUGGAGGACCUUAACUAACGGACCAUAUUUAUUCAUUAUUUUAAUAUUAUAAGGGAAGUAAAAAAAGUGAGGUAUAGUCUAAAUGGUGCAUAUAAGAAAUAUUGAUAGUGUUUAGCAACAAUGCAGCCCUUUAAGAUUUUCUGUCAUAAUGCUAAACUUGAAUAAGAUGGAAUGGCUGAAUAUGUGGUUAGUCUUUUAUUUUAAGAGGAAUUGAGAAUUGAUAGAUUUGGAGAUGAGCUGUGCAAAGAGUGGUUGCUUUUCAUGUCUAUAGGUCUGUCAUUGUCCUUUUUCAAAGCAUUUCUGAGGUUAUUCCUACUUGGAUAUAGUUAAUGGAAUUGACUUAAUUUGAUGAUGUAUUAAAUCACUUAUAAAAUUUUGAACAUCAAGUGAAAAUUUAGAAAGGCCAUUGCUAUUCUAUAAACCUUGUAAACUUGCUCUGGGAGAAUGCAUUCUAAAUUAUAUGUAAUAUUUCAGCUCCCAUUGUGUUGUUCAUAGUCUUCUAGGAACAGAUAAACUUAAGUAUUACUCACUCUUGGCAUUUUUUCUUUAAUACAGGCUUUUAAGCCUGUUUUUGGAAAACUGCUUUUCUUCUGAGAACCUUAAUCUGAAUGUCAUCAACUUUACCAAACCUUCUAAGUCCAGAGCUAACUUAGUACUGUUUAAGUUACUAUUGACUGGAUUUUCUUCAUUUUCUGUUUAGUCCAGUGUUACCAAGGUAAGCAAGGGAAUGAAGUAUACCAACUUUUUUCAAAGAAUUUUAGGACAUAUAUGACAGCUUUAGAAGGCUGUCUUGUUUUCUAGCCAAGCAAAAGCCAGAACAGGUUUUGGAUACUAGAGAAAGUCAUAUGCUUGUACUAUUGCCAUUUUAGAAAGCUCUGAUGUGAAUUCAAAUUUUACCUCUGUUACUUAAAGCCAACAAUUUUAAGGCAGUAGUUUUACUGGCCAUUUAAGCUCUUUGUACAGUGUCAAUUUGUAAAAAAGAAAAAACGAAAAAAUAUCUCAAAUAAAACAUGAGAUAACAUUUUAAGACUUCCAAAUCAGAGAAGUGCUUCAAAUUAUUUUGUUUGGAUUAAUUUUUAAAAUGUAAAGCAUACACUUGUUGCUUAGUUAUUUUGUUAAUUAUUUUCAUGCUUGAGUUCUGUGCAAUAUUUUCUAUUAUGUCCAUUGAUAGGACAGUGACAAAAUUCAUAAGUGAAUACUUAAUUUAGAAGUGUUAACAUUAAUGCUCAAUAAACAAAUUCCCUGCAGUUGUUUUUUUUAUUUCACUCUUUUUAUAUUUUAGAGCCAUCCAUCCUGAAUUUUAUAAAUGAUUUUUUAUUUAAAAAUUUAAGAUUUAAAAAAUUUUUCACAGCAUAGGUCUUCUCACUUUCUUUUUUAGCAAAAAAUACUGACUAUAUAAAUAAGACUAGAAAUUUAUCCUAAACAGAUGGUCUUUCUCUAAGGGGGAAAAAAAAAAUGUGUCAUGUGAAGCAAUAUGCAUUCUUUGUAUUCUGUUUUUUUAAGUGUUUUCAUAUUUAUAGCCAUCACAAAAUUUUGCCCAAAGUGUAUGGCUCAGAAGAGAUGAUCAAUAAGUAAAAUGUUUUUCAUUUGCACAUGGUAAAAUUUUAGGUAGAGAAUGGAGCUUUGUAUAAUUGGUAACUUUAACCAACAUUUACAUAAAUGCAAUCUUUGCAGUAUUACACAAUACCACAUGAGCUAAUAUGCAAUAUUUACAUAAUGCAUUGAAUGAAGUUGAAAAUAUGCUCUAACACACUGCAUAUUGUUUUUCUAAAAUUGAAAAAUAUCUGAAAUACAGAAUAUGAGUUUAAUAAAGGAAGCCUACCUUAUAUAAAUUAUGAUGUUGAAAAUGACAGUCAACCAGAGUAGAUGAAGUGUCCUUAUGAAGAAUUAUUAAAUUGUAGCUGGAUGGAUCUUUAGACAGAUGACCACCUGACCAUUCCAAGACAAUAUUUAAUCCCAUUUUGAGGGUUGCCAUAGUUACAAGUCCUUAGAAUCUUCCUUAUUUUAAAAAGAACUGUCGAAGUAAGUUAAAUUAAAAUCUAAUUUAAAUUAGGUUAAUUUAUAUUACAUUGUAGAUCAUUCUUUUUUUCCCCCUCUUUCACUUCUAAGUAUUUUGCUUUCUAAGUACUAGCCUUCUGGUUCACAGGGAAAUAAUUUAAUUAUCAAUCAGUAGAUUGAUUCCAAGUAGAGAAUUCACUGCUUCCCUAAAAUGCGUUUUUCUUACCUAUGAUGGUAAAUAUUUACAAGGAUCUGGAUAAAGAGAUGUUGAUUUUUGAAAUGCCACAAAACCCCUUAAAGUGGUCAAGUUCUCAAGGUAGUGGCUAAGGCAUGCUUGAACUGUGUUUGAGAGACAGCAGUUAAGUCGGUACAUAAAUCAUUGAUGACUAACAAAGCUAACAUCUGGGAGAUUAACGUUUUUUAAUGCAAAAAUAUUCUGCAUAUUACCCAUAUAUUGCUGAAUUUUACAUACAAAGCAUUUUGUGCUUUCAUUCAAUUAGUUUAACUGCAUUCAGUUUCUGUACUAUUUCUCUCUGACCUAUCCUGUAAUACAUUAUUAUGUACUUUAGAAGAAAAGAUCAGUUCAUGUUGUCAGACUGAAUAAUUCUACAUAAAGUUAAAAGUUAGGAAUUUAAAAAAUUUUACUGCAUAAUAAAGAUAAUUAUAGUUACAUGUAUUGAUUUAAGUCUCACACACUGUGCUAAUAAGUCCUUUGCAUAUAUUAUUUGAUUCUAGAGCAACCCUAGGAUUUGGGUACUAUUAUUUCCAUUUGACAGAUGAAAAACCUAAUGCAUAGAAAGGUAAGUAGACCAGUGAAGGUCUACAGCUAGUAAAAUGCUCAGAUUGAAACCUAAAUCUUUUCUCACUCACUUUUAGGUUCUAUAUGCUGUUCUCCUUACAUAACAUUAAAUAGAUCCUUUAGUUUGGUAGGUUCAUUAGUUUUGCUUAAUCGUUUCUUCCAAUAUGAGUCUUAUUGUAGCAUUUAUAUUACAGAGCUGGCAUACAGGGUCAAUAUCUAAUUUACUGUUGUGCUUUUCUUAAUAUGUUCAAUGUGUGGUCAUACUUUCUAAAUUUGAUUUUUUAAAAUUUUAUAAGUGGUCAUGAAACUUUAAUGUUAAGUUUGUACCUAAUAGAAAUAUGUCUAUCACAAAUCUUUAUUGGUAUUAUUUUAUAUAUUUUUCCAGCUUGAUAAUUUUCACAGUAGAAAGAGACCAAAUAUUUUGUACUAUAUUUUGUGACAUAGAAGUAAAUGACAACUCUACCUUGGAAGAUAUGAAGAAAUCAGUGUUUUUAUGUUCAAAAACUAUUUUAAAUGUCAUAGGCUUGCCAAUUGUGUUAACUAUUUAAUACAUUGGUAGUUUUUAAAUGACUAAUGCUGGAGUGAAAGUGUAAGGCAAAAUAUUUAGUGUAUUAACAGUAGAUAGUCAUUUUCAUGUAAUCAGAAUUGCAUGUUGAGGGUUUUAAAAGCUGUUAUAACUCUUACCUUUUAUUUCUACCACUGAUCAAUCAUUUCUCUUUACAAAUUUAGGGAAGAAACAACUGUUCAAAUGUAUAGGGGACAGAAACCUGACAUUUAGAGAAUAGAGAUUUUAAUUGCCAAAUUAGAGCAGUUAGGCUGCCCGUGGGCUUAACAAAAUUCCUAUUUUUGAACUAGACGCAAUGUGUUUUAUCAUUAUUAUUUGAUAGAUACCAUUAACCUUUGUUUUGUGUUUAAAUAUCUACUUUUGGGGGGAAAGAUGAGUAAUUAAACACACUCGCCCAUUUUCUAAGUGGUUUAGAAGGUCGCAGUCUGCCUCACCAUACAAAGCCAGUUUAAAUAGGAAUAUAUCACAUCAUACUUCAAAUAGCAGUCAACCUCAGAGGAAAGUCAUUUAUUCAGAAGGCGUAGAUUUUGCUAGACAGCAGUGAUGCAUUACAAAUAUAUAAUUAUUUGCACUAAUAUUUGAGCAGGUGGAAUGGAUUAGAACAUGGUCAACAUUAUGCUGCUGAUAACAUGUAUUUUUCUAUAUUAAUAUGUACUGUGCAACAUGUAUUAAAAUUGUCAAUAAUUCA